Molecule: messenger RNA, 450 nt
Organism: Trypanosoma rangeli
Lineage: Eukaryota; Euglenozoa; Kinetoplastea; Trypanosomatida; Trypanosomatidae
Exons: 1
Coding region: 1-450 (149 amino acids)
Source: RefSeq, a predicted model, not a curated record
AUGGCUCCCCGCCAACGCGUCUGCACCGUUCAACUUUGCAAAUGGACUCGACCGCAGGAUUCGAGUCAAAUGCGACGAGGCGCGCAUCAGAAAGUGGCGCCGCCCAAAAGGCGAACAUUGGGGUGUUUGCUGGUGCAUCGCGCCCACCCACGCCCCAAAACGGUCUCAAAAAGCCUCUCUCAAUCCGUGCGGGUGCACGUCCCCAGCAGCCAAACGCCCUAUGCGGCAGGCACCUCCACACCGUGGGCCUCCGCGUCAGUGGACGCAAGCAGCCCAUGUGGCCACGCCAUCACCGUGCGAAACUCCGGAGACGCCCCGCAUCCUCCAACACUUCCCCCCCCCCCCCCCAAAACUCGUCCGCGUCAUUGGCAAAUCCAUCGGGCAGAAGAAGUGACUCCUGCAUCCGGCAGGCCUACAACCAUCAUCAUCGCCGUCAAUGCCGUGAUGUAA